Messenger RNA from Porites lobata, 3185 nucleotides. Lineage: Eukaryota; Metazoa; Cnidaria; Anthozoa; Scleractinia; Poritidae. The record is from the annotation of a GenBank genome assembly.
CAACAUGAAGAUCCUGUUUGGUCUCGCCUUUCUUCUUUGCUUUUCAGUCAGUAAGUUAUUUUAGUCUUGUCCAAUCUGUUUCUUCUUGUUUAGCUUAGGACAUAAAUUCAAAGGAAAUUUGCUCUGUAGUUUCCCGCAGCGCCGUUCCCUUUGCUGGCGUCCUUUAUCUUCCGCAAGUUCUCGGAAUCAUGGGGUGUGGCUCGCCAUUUUGCUCACAUUCUUAUCCGCACGUUCCAGACAAACAUCAAUGAUUUUCACUCUCGCUUUAUAAAUUCAUUCGGAACGUAACGUUUGAUAAGAGUUUAAUAAGCCAGUGUAAUAUUAGGCCAGAAAUAAACGUGAUUAUAACCUCCUUUUUUUUGCAUUGGAGUAGAAUAAUUGUACACAUCUUCAACGGCUGUGUUAAGAAGAAUUUAGCACGGCAAUGCCGAACAAAGAGAGGGCGAUGUCGGCUAGGUACCGUAACUUCGUCGAACUUUGUGAUUGGUGUUGAUGAACGUUCUUUCAGUUCUGAUUUCCAAGGAUUCCAUGCGUGAUGAGCGUAUCCGUCGAUGAUUUUACGAAAAGCAAGAGUCGAAUUAAAAUGCUGUCCAGUUCUGUGAGAUUCUUUAGUCGAUUCCACGCACAAACGCGGGUCCUAACUUCCGGCAAGAAACGUAAAAAUAAAUGUAACAAGCAAAAAUACAGCUGGUUUGGUAUGAUUGGUCUCGAUUAUUGUGCGCAAGCAGGAUUAGAGCGGUUGUGCAGGAUGGAAGUGUCGCACCACAAACAAUCUCAUUUGCACACCAAACAUUGACACGUUCAUAUAUUACAACUGCGGAAUGCAGAAAUAAAUGCAGAGAAAAUUAUCACAGUUAAAUGCGCAACUUAAGCAGAAUUUUUCAGGCUUUCUUUUCGUAACUGCUUAAGUUGUGCAUUUAAAUGUGAUGAUCUUCCCUGCAUUUAACUAUUUAAACUCAACAUUGCUGCGCAACAAAUUGGACGAAACUUUUUGUAUUCAUUUUGUGAUCUCAAGUUUGCAAGAGGAACAGUAAAUGAACGCAACAUAAUUCGUUCCUCAUUGUUGUUGAUGUCGAUACUAUGAGCGUUCGCGUUCUUAGUGUAUAUCAUAGACUGUAAAACCAGCUUUUCUCUACAUACAAUCGGUGAAUGUUGUAUUCUACAGUAUUCAUUUCCGCAUCUAUAUAUAAAAAGGUAAGUCAAUACUGAAGUAAGUUAUUUCCUAUAACGAAGUGAAGAAAUUCUUGGUAAUUUCGUACAUUGUUGCAUGGACUUGAUGUCUCUUUGAAAGUAUUCGGAAACCGGGAAAAAGAUGCGCAUUCCAAGAAAGCACGCGGUCAGUUCCUGUUAUUUUAGUGCUCUGAAUCACCUGAGCGCCGUCCUUACGUAAUGUAAAAAGCGGUUUAUUGGAUUAUCGGUAUUAUAUGACAGGAGAGCAAACUCUUGUGGAGAAAGACUCUCCUUCCUAGAGGACAACGAAAAGUUCGUUUUUCAGUAGGUCGGCCCACUUUGGUGACGUUUCCCCUUUUCUGGUAGGCGCAACAAACACAUUUUCCGAGCUUAUCCAUCCAUUCGUAAAAUUGCCGAACUGUAUUUUGAAACAACAGCCGCAGAUUCUACAAUUUGUCCGAAGCGCUCGGCUCUUUCGGCUUUCUCCCUCUUCGAGGAGCAGGCACAGGCUUUGUUGUCGUACUGCCACUUCCACUCAUUUCUGAUCCUCGACUAUAUAUACCACCUUUUACUAUAUACACUACAUUUCACAGAGAAGCAACACUAAAAACUGCUUUAGAAUUAAUGUAUUACAGCGACGAGAUUCGAAGCCAAGUGCAGACAAUAACACGCGCUAUUCUACCUCGAAAUCAAUCACCGAGUGUAUCAAAUUCACAAAGAGGGCGGAGUUGCGAACAGAUUUUUGACAGCUCGACGACAUUUUUGAACCCCCUGGUCGGAACGAACUCAUUGUAUGGAAAACGUGUGAGGGUCGCGCGCUUCACUCGCGUAAGACUCUUACGCCACGCUUUACCGAUUUCUUUACUGAUUUUACACUCGAACGUGCAAUUAAACCUUUGUCAGGGGAACUGAUCGAACGUGUCACACAGAUAGCUCUUAUUUGGGGUUUCAAAGAGGGGGGAAGUAACGAAAACAAUAUCGUUUGUACCAGCGUUUUCGUCCCUCAGCACUUGAAUCUCCCUUCAUAUUCUCGAGCGCCUUUGCUUCCCAACAUAAGACUUUCACUUCCAAUUUUACGUUUCGGUAUGUAACUUCCAUUUUUUUUUAAAAAAAUAGGUAUGGUAGGUUUUGGAUAAAUUUUGAUCUUGCCGUUCUGUUUUUUUCGCUAGAGGUUUUGACCUUUGUGUCUAAUUAAUGCCAGUGCUAAUUAAAUGUUGACAGUUUUCCUUUAGCAUCGCAGACGAAAUUGAAUUGUGUCAGUCCUCUACAAGUUUGUCAAACAUUUCGUGCGUUUUUCUCCGAGAAAAGCUUGUCUGAAGAAAUGAGGUGAUGGGCAAAGGUUCAAUAUCCAUUUAAUACCAAAUGGUUUACGCGUCGGAAAACAAAAAUAUUGAAUUACUACUAUGGGAUAGUUGGGUGUGGCGGCCUUCGAGAUUCAGGCUGUGAAUUCUAUUUUUGUAUUUGUUUCUUUUUUCCAGGUUAUGCCCUGAAAUGCUACCAAUGUAUCUCUCUUAAGAGCUGGGAUGACUGCAAAAGCAGUGAAAAGGAGCUAACCUGUUCGGGCAGUCUGGACCGUUGUGCCAAAGUUAAUGUAAAAGCUGAGAGCUCAGCCGCGUCAGCCGAAGCCUUUGCCAAAGGAUGUACCACUUCAUCUGACUGCAGCAAGAAGAACUGCAAAUCGAUCUAUCCCUCAGUGAAAAUCACCAAAUGCGAAAUCAACUGCUGUGCAGGUGACCUGUGCAAUGGCGCCCAAGUACCAAUGGUCAGCGCCGUCAUGCUGUUGGCAUGCGCUAUUGUAGCUUUUGCUCGAUAAGCUAGAAGUCAAGGAACUGAAAUAUAGCCCUCCGUAGUGAAAGAAACAACAGCUCUAAAUAGACAUAGAUUUUUUUUAAUGAAGGGUUUUAAAGGAUGUUGUUAAUUUGAAUCUCAUUUGAAGUUUGAAGAAAAGAAGAUUCAUAUCAUGAGAGUUGAUCUUUAGCUUAGUUCUAUUUUGUUUUAGUUUUUCUAAUGCAGUG